This is a messenger RNA of Ornithodoros turicata, 2616 nucleotides long. Its product is annotated as putative nuclease HARBI1. Bases 95 to 1336 code for a protein of 413 amino acids. The record is from RefSeq and is a predicted model, not a curated record. Lineage: Eukaryota; Metazoa; Arthropoda; Arachnida; Ixodida; Argasidae. The transcript has 3 exons.
ACAUCUGAACGCGUUAUCCGAACAACUAUGGGCAAACAGUUUCGGCGGUACACGGAGUGAAUUGAGCGACCAAGCGAAAACACAACUUGUCGUGAUGGAUAACCACGAACGAUGCCUUUACUUGUCCACUUUUGGAGCAAUCGCAGCUGGCCUGUUAUUGAUGAGGAUACGCCGGAGACGACAGGAACGUCGAAUACGAAUACUGCAACAGCGCAACCGGAGACUCAUGGCCAUGCUAGCUGCAGUCAGGUCCCCAUCUCCGGAACCACGACCUGCGGGAGCGAAUCACCAAGGCGCGCGUCGUCCGCGCCGCGUGUGGACUCGAAUACGGAGUGAAAACUUCUGGAAUCACGUCAUGUCGCCCGAGUUUACGGCUCAGGACUGGUUGCACAACUUCCACGUGUCGCGCGAGACGUUUACUGACCUAUGCGAACAGUUGAGGGACUACAUUCAAACACAAGACACUGCUUGGAGACUAGCCACUCCGGUCGAAAAGAAAGUGGCCGUCUUUCUGUGGCGCUUGGCAACCAACUGUCAUUACAAGGUUCUAAGUCAACUUUUUGGCGUCGGCCGAUCAUCGGCGUGCAUCAUACUGAAAGAGUCUACCCAGGCCAUUGUUCAGCACUUGUUGCCGCAGUACCUUAACCCCAAAGACGACAGUACCCAGACCAGCCACUUCUUUGAGGAGGUGUACGGCCUGCCCGUGGGGUGCUGCGGCGUCCUAGGUGCUAUGUACAUAACCGUGAGCCCACCGUCGUACGUCAAGGCAGAGUAUGGUGUGACACAAGAGGGAGGCGCCACCCACUAUGUCUGCCUUCUACAAGUCGUGGUCGGAAAAGACGGCAAGAUCGUGGCUGCACGAGCCGGACAGACACCGUCGAGGCCGGGACGUCUAGAGGACUGGGCAUAUUCAAACAUAAUCAAAGACGAGACAUCAUACCUUGCGGCAGGACCUCCGUUCGAGCUCCGGCCAGAAGUCAUGGUACAGUUUGUUGACCCUUCUACAAAAGCACAACGGACAUUCAACAGCGCCAUCGCAGGAGUGCUCGGGUACCUCAGCCAGACGUUGUCUCGCCUACGAGGUCGCUUCAAGUGCGUGGCUGCAAAAUACGAGGGGGAUCUCAGCAGCAUCGGAGAUCUUGCGACCGCCUGCUGCGUCAUGCACAACAUCUGCGAGGGUCGUAGUGACAGGUUCGACCCCAACUGGGCCGAAGGGCCCCCAACUGUCGUGCCCACCACGCAUCCCAUCCCGGGGCCAGAAGAGGAGGCGCGGGAACGGGCAAAGGAGAAAAGGAGUGCACUGGCAGAGAGCCUCGUGAUGCAUGAGAUUGCAUAAAGACACGAUUUUUCAGCCGCUGUAAAGCAUCCGGAUGUAAAUAUGUAGAAAGUGUAGGGCGUACCAGUGAAAGGACCCCCUAAGUAAUGGUAAAACGUUCUCGAGGCAAGGUUAUGCAAGCCGAACUGCAGCUGCUGGGCAUGCUGUGUGGACACACCUGCAGUGAAAUUGUUGUUGGUCACCAAAGAAGUGUCGGUACGGAAUUCGAUAUACUUCUUCUGUGCCGUACACGGUAGAUGCUUUAUUGCACACUUGACUUUCUUAGACUCUUUAUUUUGUCUUUUUUGUGCUUUAGAGAUGUUGUGUGCAGUGUCAAACUUCAACUGGACGGAACAUUAUACCUUACUUAUUUUGCUAUUUUUGUGCACCUCAAGGCACGAGAUGUACAAGCCAUCUUUUUUUUUCCUUCUGUCUUUCUUUACAUUUUGACCAGAAUAACGUCACUGAUGUAGACAUAGCUACCUCCUGCUAGAAAAUCAAGUGCUUGGUUGCUUUUCUAGGCCAUUCUAGAAUCAGCCACUUUGUUUAAAACAGAUGAAACAUGAAUGUAAAAAGGUCCUGGAAAGUGACCGACAUCUUGUACAAUAACAGUGGCAUCCUUUAAUUGCUUGCUUUUCAAUAUAGUACAUCUCUGAGUGUAUCUGUAUAAAAAUAUGGGCUACAUACGGGGUAAAGAGUGUAUAAACGAAACAUUACAGAUCACAAGGAUGAAAGUUUUGCACUGUAAAGUAUAUGUACAACAGCGCGAUAUGGAAUGUAUGUGGAUGCCGCUUACAACUGCGUAACAAGCAAAAGGUAUCUAAGCAACAUCCAGAUCACAAGCGGCCUCCCUAGCACAACAGAAUCAAGACUACAAGCAACCCACCGGGAGUAUUGCUCCAAAUUUAGUUAUACACUGUUUACGUUCAACAAAAUACCAAUGGCAGUGUUAAGUAGAGAUUCUGGAGUGUCAAUACCCUCCCUCUGCGGGGAGAUUCUGCUAUACAGAAGGACUGCUGUAGGAUGAGCAGCAGGUAACAAAUCCUUAGUAUGAAUGAAACUAGGAUGAUCAAGUGGUCAAAGUAGGAUGAAGUCUUUGAGAUAGUCUGUGGUGGUUUUUCCAAACCACCAGCCUUGUUCCAGUUGAUUUGUACCUUGUACAAGAAUAUGGAGCUUAAGAUGGAAUUUGGUUAAAAGCAAACCGAGGUCACACUGUGUGAAAUCUGACACGGAAUAAGGUCAGAUCACAGAUUGUACGGGUAAUGUAACGGCUACGCAAUUAAAGUCAUUUACAGAGUUCA